AACGAUCACUUCCGUGUUUCUAGCGUGUUCUUUCUACCUGGAAUUGCUUCCUCCUGCCUUUCCUGUUUCGGCCUCGAUAGAAGACAUACCGGGGUAUAAAAUCCAGAUUUGUAAUCUUCAUGAAUCCUUGUUCAUUUUAGCAAAUCAAUGGCACCACGCAAGGGUAAAGAAAAGAAGGAAGAGCAGGUGAUCAGCCUGGGACCUCAGGUCGCUGAAGGCGAGAACGUCUUUGGAGUCUGCCACAUCUUCGCCUCCUUCAACGACACCUUUGUUCAUGUCACUGAUCUCUCCGGCAAAGAAACAAUCUGCCGUGUGACCGGCGGGAUGAAGGUGAAGGCCGACAGAGACGAGUCCUCUCCCUACGCUGCCAUGUUGGCUGCUCAGGAUGUAGCUCAGAGGUGCAAGGAGCUGGGCAUCACCGCCCUGCACAUCAAACUGAGGGCCACCGGCGGGAACAGAACUAAGACCCCAGGACCAGGUGCUCAGUCUGCUCUCAGGGCUCUGGCUCGUUCCGGCAUGAAGAUCGGCCGCAUUGAGGACGUCACCCCAAUUCCAUCAGACAGCACCCGCAGAAAGGGAGGUCGCCGUGGGCGUCGUCUGUAAACCAUUAUGGAUUUUUUUCCAAAUAAAAAGUCAAAUAGU
Molecule: messenger RNA, 642 nt
Organism: Ictalurus punctatus (channel catfish)
Lineage: Eukaryota; Metazoa; Chordata; Actinopteri; Siluriformes; Ictaluridae
Gene: rps14
Product: ribosomal protein S14
Exons: 5
Coding region: 148-603 (151 amino acids)
Biological process (GO): maturation of SSU-rRNA from tricistronic rRNA transcript (SSU-rRNA, 5.8S rRNA, LSU-rRNA); ribosomal small subunit assembly; translation
Cellular component (GO): cytosolic small ribosomal subunit; ribosome
Molecular function (GO): mRNA 5'-UTR binding; small ribosomal subunit rRNA binding; structural constituent of ribosome
Source: RefSeq, a predicted model, not a curated record